AUGCUGGCGUCACAUCGAGAGCAGGAGAAUCGGCUUCUCAGCCACCAGAUUCCUGCCAAGCAGCAGCCAAAGACGCCUGGCAUGCGAUAUCCGAAAACACCAAUGGACCUGGGCCGGGGUAACGAGAAUGCCUUGGCCGGAUUUGCGGGCAAAAAUGCGAUCCAAGGGGCGGCUAACGUUGGAGAGAAUCGAACAUUCAUUUCCAAGAAACCCAUGAUGACCCCGACAGAAUCUCGGAUGCGAGCUCCACUGGGAAACAAGACGACCAACGCAAAAGCCAGAAACAACCAAGGACUUGGGAUUGGGGGCAAGAGUGCCAUAAAUGGGAUUGAGAAGACAAAUAUCAAGACUAUCGCCAGUCAAAACCGGAAACAGAAACAAAGGCAGAGACAAGCUGAACUGGCGCCCAAGAAUCUUUUCUUCCAGCUCAGAGAUGGCCAGGAUCCGGAUCACGACGAGCCAGAAUACGCACCGCCCAACCCUCAACCUUUACCAUACCAAUCCGAUGUCUUUCCGCGCAGUGGCCUCACCUUUAAAGGGCUGAAUAAAGACAAUCUGCUCAAAGGUUACUAUGAGCAUUUUUAUAACCCGGUGGACGCUCAUGGGGUGUCACGAAUGGACAAACAACUCGAGGACGAAAUUGAAACCGCGAUAGAAAAGGCCAUAGAGCGCAACGACCAGGACACGGAUGAGUUUACAUGGAACAGUGCCGAUAUUGCAGAUGGAUUGGAGAUUGCAGAGCGAAUGGCUAGGCAGAAAAGGAAAUCCACCUCUUCUUCAAGUCGGCGCACAAUGGUAACCAGAUCGUCCAGAUCUGGUUUAUCUGGAGGAAAGGCUCUGGUACCGGAAGAUUAUGAGGGUCAUGCCAUUACUCGAUCAUCAAGGCAGCGAAUCGUAGGCCCUUCUGUAGAGGCAUCAUCCCCCCGGGAACCUUCGACACCAUUUUCGCUUCGCAAUCGAGAAGAGAGUGUUUCUAGGCGGUCGACCCGUGCACACAGAGUGGCCCGAGAUGAGUUUGACGACAAUGAGUCUGAGCCAACUGACAGGAUGGGCGUGGUCCAUCGCAACGCGUCCUAUGAUAGGAUGGCAUCUGAUGGCGAAUAUGCUGGCGGCAAUCUUCCGCUGGCUAGUUUGUCCUACCAAGACUCAGAGGAUGAGGAGGUGUUUGAACUGAAAUUUGACGUUUAG
Messenger RNA from Trichoderma virens Gv29-8, 1188 nucleotides. RefSeq lists its product as uncharacterized. The coding region runs from base 1 to 1188 and encodes 395 amino acids. The transcript has 2 exons. NCBI's taxonomy places the organism in Eukaryota, Fungi, Ascomycota, Sordariomycetes, Hypocreales, Hypocreaceae. The record is from RefSeq and is a predicted model, not a curated record.